AUGGGUGGAUCGAUGUCGAGAAUAGUUCCUGGUUUAUACAUUGGCGGAGUUGCUAGCGCUCAAUCCAAAAGUCAACUGGAAGAAAAUGGCAUUACUCAUGUCUGUAGCGUUCUCCACUACAAUUUCAAGUGUCCCACUAGAAAGCAGUUGCUGCUUCGAGCUGAUGACGACUCGAAGGAAAAUAUUGCCAAAUAUUUUAGGGACGCAUCCUUUUUCAUUCACGGGGCAAGGGUUUAUGAUGGUGCCGUGCUAGUCCAUUGCGCUUGUGGCGUCUCUCGUAGCGUGACAAUAACUUUGGCCUAUCUGAUGACCAUAACAAAUAUGCCUCUACCAAAGCUCGUUAGAGCAGUUGUUGGUGCAAGACCAUGCGCUUGUCCGAAUAGUGGAUUUUUGGAACAAUUGAUAGAGUAUGGCAAGUCUGGUGCUGCUGCAAAAGUUCGACGUGAACUAAUCGCAUGUUAUGGUGAAUGGCCAAAGGAAAAAAUGAAUGCUGAUAUUGCUGUACUAACAGAACUGCUACUCAAACCAGAGCAUACUACCUGUAUUGGCGCAAGUGGUGGUUUCACAUUGCCGGAUGAUAUUACAGAAUAUAAUGAUGAUGAUAAUGGUAACAACAAUCAACAAGGAUCUCUUAAUAAUCCCUUAAAUCAACAAAAUUCACAAAAAAAUAAUAUGAAACCGACUAGUUAUACAAUCUAUUCAAAUAAACCAUUACAUAUACAAAGAAUACUUGCAGAGAGUGAAGAUAAUAAUCCAGCAUCGUCAUCAUCAUCAGUAUAAAAUACAAUAUUAACGGAAAAUAAACUGAUUUUAUAAAUAACUACGGUUAUUCAAAUUUGAUAUUUGUUAUUUAUUGUCAAUAAUCACUUACCACUGAUAUAUGUGAUUAAAACUGAUGUAAACCGUUUAUAAAACAAUUACUUAUUCAAUCUUUAAGUUUGUAUGCUAUUCCCUUAUUUUUGUUUUAUAGAUGUUCAAACAUGUACUCUUGUCGUUACUGAAUGGUGAUGGCCUUGUUGUACACAAUUAACACUCUAACCACACCUAAUAUAUAAAUGAACUUUUAGUUAGUUUUAUUGAACAACCCGUCUCUAGGCUUUCCUUUCUUUUUGGUUUCCCUUGCAUUUGAUAUUCAGUUGUUUUUUUUCAUAGCCAUAAUGUAAAAACCAAAGGAAUCAAUGCUAUGAUGCACAUACUUUCUCUAUCGCACUUUUUAAAAUCAUAAUGCCUUUGAUAUAUAUCCGUUGAUUUUUACAAAUAUAUCUUAAUUACUGGUGAAUUGAACAAUCAUUUCUGUAAUAUUAAUGUGAAUAAUCUCAUUUUCUAAUGUAUUUUCCUUUUUGAAAACUUUCAUAUAGAAAAG
Molecule: messenger RNA, 1363 nt
Organism: Schistosoma curassoni
Lineage: Eukaryota; Metazoa; Platyhelminthes; Trematoda; Strigeidida; Schistosomatidae
Source: the annotation of a GenBank genome assembly